Eucalyptus grandis is the source of this 657-nucleotide messenger RNA. Its product is annotated as glycine-rich protein DOT1-like. The coding region runs from base 1 to 657 and encodes 218 amino acids. The record is from RefSeq and is a predicted model, not a curated record. NCBI's taxonomy places the organism in Eukaryota, Viridiplantae, Streptophyta, Magnoliopsida, Myrtales, Myrtaceae. The transcript has 2 exons.
AUGGUUCGUCUGGGUCUCGGCGCAAGAAGAAAUCGAGAGGUGGCCAUGUCGGCGGCUACAAUGGAGGCGCCUACUAUGGAGGCGACAGCAAUGACUGUGGUGGCAAUGAUGGGGGCAGCGGUGGAGGGGGUGGCUGCGGCGGAGGCGGCGGUUGUGGCGGAGGCGGCGGUUGCGGUGGCGGGUGUUGAAUGUUUGGGCGUCAAGAUGAAAUCGUUCUGGCGCUCUUCUAGUGGCGGCGACAAAUCAUCUGGCUCUCCCGGCAAAAGCAAACCAGGAGGUGGCACCAGCUGCAGUGGAGGCAGCAAAGGCAUAACCAUCGGUUCGGCCUGGGGCCGUCUUGGCGGAAACAAAUCUGACUCUCCCCCAAAAAGCAAACCGGGAGGUGGCACCGACGGUGGCAGGGGUGGCAAAGGCGUUAUCAAUGGUUCAGCUAUUGCGAAUACUCCCUUGUACAGCUCUGUGUAUGGAGUUGUAGCUGACGGUGAAGGCGGAGGUGGCGGUGGCGGAGGUAACGAUCAUCACAGCCACCUCCACCACCACAAAGACCAUCAUGGAAGCGGAGAUAGUGGCAGCAUCGGCAGUCACGGUGGACACCACGGUGGCAACGAUUUCAGCGUAGGCGGUGGUUUUGAUGGAGGUGGACACCAUGGACAUUGA